AUGUCUCAUGUGGUUCAGGAAGCCAAUUUGUCGUGUUCCGCCGGGAAAAAUGGUCAAAGUGUUCGUCGUUCAAGUACCCGUUCGCGGAAGCCUAAUUCUUCACUGUAUCAAGAAGCAGUUACAAUGGAAAGAAUCCGAGAACUUAGAAAGAGAAGAGGCAGAGUGCUCUCUGCCUUGACGGCCAAGCGUAAAGAAAUUGACAGCUUAUUAACGGAUGAGAACAAUGUUGAAGCAGUCAAGGUGAAACUGACAGAGAUUACUUCCCUUUUUCAAAGAUUUACAGAUGCACACGAGGAGUAUAAUGCUGCCUUAAUCGAUGAGAGCCAAAGACAGGAAUCAGUAGUUUACUUCACUGACAUUGAGUCGAGUUUGAAUUUCUUCUGUCACACGGUUAACGACUGGUUGCGUGUAACGGAGAUCCGGAUUCAAGACCUUGAUGUUACUCGCGAUGACAGUGUCUCACAGACAUCGUUCCUGUUAAGGAACAGGAAACGAUCUAGAUGUGGUUCGGCGUACAGCCGAUCUUCUCGAGCUAGUUCCAUUUCUGUUGCAAGGGCAAAAGAAGCUGCGAGAAUUGCAGAGCUUCAAGCCGAAGUACACGCCCUAAAGCAGCGUCAGCUCAUUAACGAAUCUGAAUUACGGCUCAAAAAGGAAGAACUUGAUCUCAAGUUUACAAGGGAUCAAUUAAAACUUGAAACGGAAUUUAAGAAAGCAGUGGCCAGGGAAAGCGUGUAUGCGAAAGCUGAUUCAGAAAGGAACACGCGUAUCGCGUCUUCCUCGCUCACCUCUCGCGUUCCUCGCGUGGAUCCGCGCGCGGCGGCCAUUUCUGAUGGUUUUUCUGGAGAUUUAAAGCACGAUUCAUCUCCGGUCUUCCAUGGUGCCAAUUUCAGACCUAAAGAACACAAGACUAAACACAAGGUUCCAAGUCAGUCCAGUUAA
Molecule: messenger RNA, 939 nt
Organism: Porites lobata
Lineage: Eukaryota; Metazoa; Cnidaria; Anthozoa; Scleractinia; Poritidae
Source: the annotation of a GenBank genome assembly